AUGGGCACCAACGUUUGCUACGACGAGGAGAGGAUGAGCCUGUUAGAAUUCAAGGCAUAUACCAAAUCAACUUGCCCACACGAUGCAGACCACUUUCUCCCUUCCUGGGUUGAGGAUGAUCCCGGGAGCGACUGUUGCCUGUGGGAGGAAGUCACAUGCGCCAGCCACAAUGGUCACGUAAUUGAGCUCUUACGUGGCCAUUUUGUUGCUGCAUCAGGAAACGGAGGCUAUUUCCCAUCUCUGCUUAACAUAUCUAAGUUCCAGCCGCUUAAGGAGCUGAAGGUUCUUGAUUUAUCUUGGAAUGGGAUUAUGGGCUGGAUUAAUGACAAUGAAGGAUGUAGUAGCUUUUUGCUACUGGAACAACUGGAGACCUUAAAUCUAUCUUAUAACUUGUUGCGGAAUAGGAGUUCCCUAUGGUUCUUGACCCACCUCACGUCUCUUAAGCAUCUUAAUUUUGGUGAAAAUAUGAUGGGAGGAUCCUUUCCUGUCCAAGAGUUAUCAGUUUUUGAAAACUUGGAGACGUUCGACUUAAGCAACAAUGAGUUUGAAGGCUUUCUAACAAUGCAGGAUCUACAAAAUAUUUCUAGGCUGAGUAAGUUGGAAUACCUCAAUCUGGAUUCGAGUUCAUUGAACAUAGAGUUUAUGAGGUUGUUGGUCUCGCUACUUCCAUCACUUAAGUCUCUGAUUCUUUCUAACAAUGCAAUGGAAGGAUCCCUUUCUGAUCAAGAUUUGAGGACUGAAGAUAUUGCAUUUGAAAUGGAAUCAUAUUGUUGGGAAUAUUCCUUCAAAUGUGAGGGAACUGAGUUCGCUCAAGUUCAUUCACAGCUUGCAAAUCACUCCAAGCUUGAGAUGAUCGCACUCACUUGUGAUGGCAACAAAUUAAAGAUCAUAGAUGUUGAAUAUUCAAAUCAGAACCCAUUGCUGUUUCAGUUAAAGUCACUGAAACUCUCCAACUGUAAUCUGAAUAAUAUUCCUCAUUUUCUCCAUCACCAAUAUCGACUAAGAGCAGUUGAUCUCUCUCACAAGAAGUUGAAUGAGUUCCCUGCUUGGUUACUUGAGAACAACACUGGGUUAGAAUUUUUUAAUCUAAGGAAUAACUCUUUUGCGGGUCAGUUUUGUUUGCCAACAAAUUCUACAAGCAAUAUGGAUUGGGUUGAUGUCUCAAGAAAUGACUUAAGUGGGCAACUUCAACAAGAUUUUAGAAGGAUACUCUCAAAUUCAAGAUGCAUUAAUCUGUCCAAUAGCUAUCUCCAAGGUGAUCUUCCAUCCUCAAUCUGUCCCACUAGAAAUCAGUUGGAGGUGUUGGAUUUGUCUUCCAAUAAUUUCUCAGGAGAAGUACCUAGGGGGUUAGUAACAUGUUACACUAACUUGAUAGGCCUACUGUUAUCACAUAAUAAGUUUCUUGGUAAAAUAUUUUCUUCCCGUUGCUUUAACUUGAGUCGUUUAUCGUACCUAGACUUGAGUAACAACCAUUUCACAGGAAGUCUUGCCAACAAUGCGAGACUUUCCACCAUGAUAGAUUUUUUGGAUGUUAGCAACAAUUUUAUGACAAGUGAACUUCCUAGUUGGAUUUGUGAUCUGUCGUAUGUAGCGGUGCUUUCUCUGCGAGGGAAUUCUUUGGAAGGCCGCUUUCCUUACAAAGGGCAAUUUCUACAUGCGGAGUACUUGGACUUUUCUUACAACCCUCUUUCGGGGUCAUUACCUUUUGCUUUGACCAAGGUUAAAGCAACUUAA
This is a messenger RNA of Theobroma umbraticum, 1734 nucleotides long. Lineage: Eukaryota; Viridiplantae; Streptophyta; Magnoliopsida; Malvales; Malvaceae. The record is from RefSeq and is a predicted model, not a curated record.